CGCUAGCGAACAACAAAUGACCUUCUAUCGCAGCGAUUUAUUCGCUACAUGAAUUUGUACGUAGCAUGCGUUUUUCCGGUACAAUUGGCUUUUGAAAGCAUACCAACUGUUCAAUGACAGUUCCGAAGCUAACCUGAACUCUCUCUAGAUGUCUCUAGAGUGAUUGUAAACACAAACAUACGCUGCCGGUUGCUACGAGUUCGUAAGCUUCCUCCGCGACGGGAGCUCUAGGUUAGGUUAAUUUUAAUUAAUCGAAAAUUACGUGGCUGUGACGAUAUGUUUAAUUAGAUAUUAAUUUCACAUGUAUACAAAUGUUUACAAUUGUUGAAAUUUAGUUAUUUACGAUGUUUAGGGGCGUUUUUAAAACGAUCACGAAUUUUUCGUUCCGUUUUGGUCAUCUGAGCUCAAAUUACAAAAUAUUUAUGCAUUCCACAUUAAUUUUAUUCGUUACAAGUACCACGAUACUUUUUCUGUACUUGAAUCGUAUACAGCCACAUUAUUUCAUCGAUGAGGCUUUCCAUAUACCCCAAACACUGCGAUACUGUGCAUGGAAUUUUACAGAGUGGGAUCCUAAAAUUACCACAUUGCCAGGAUUAUACGUUAUUACUGCUGCGAUAUUGUCACCUUUUAAUCUUUGCAAUAUUACCUACAUACGAUGUGUCAAUUUAAUUGGAACGUGUGUAAAUCUCUAUCUUAUUUAUAAUAUUAUGAAGGAGAAUUGUAAAUCUAACAGGGCUGAUUCAUGGAAUGAUUGGUUGAUACUUGCUUCAGCGUACAAUAUCACACUUUUCCCAACAUUGUAUUUCUGGUGUUUCUUUUAUUACACAGACGUUGUGUCUGUGAAUACAGUGCUUCUAAUGUUGCUUCUCCAUCAUCGCAGGCACACUAAGAUGAGUGCAUUUGCAGGUUUAAUAGCUGUAUUUGUUCGUCAAACAAACAUCAUUUGGCUUGGCUUCCUCACUGUAGAACACAUAUUGGAUAUAUUUGAUCGCAGGAUGGAACAGCCAAUAUCUUCUCGAUUACUCAACACUCCAUUGCAUUUUCGUCUGAUCUGGAAGCAAAUAAUAUACGAGUUACGCAAAGGGCUGCUGUCCUUUGUCAAGUUCUUUCUACAAGUAUGCAGCAGUACGCUUCCUCACAUAACGGUAUGUCUGAUGUUCAUCGCCUUCGUCGUAUGGAACAGAGGCAUAGUGGUCGGCGACCGUUCCGCUCACGUUGCCACCAUUCACGUCUGCCAGAUAUUUUACUUCUCCGCUUUCGUCUCGCUCUUCUCGUGGCCGUACGUGGUGUCUCAUUGGCGAACGGGCUUGCAAUUCCUACGCCAGCACUGGAUCCUCGCAAGCUGCGCGGUCGCAUUAAUGACCGUGGUAAUCCACUUCAACACGCUCGUUCAUCCGUAUGUUUUGGCCGAUAAUCGGCAUUACUGGUUCUACGUGUGGAACCGAUUAAUAGAUCGUUACGUGGCGUGCCGGUACUUAUUAGCGCCGGUUUACUGCGCAAGCCUGUUCGCCAUAUCGCGAAAUAUCGGUCAUCUGAGAUUUCUCACGCAGAUCAACUACGCGAUCUGCGUCUGUAUGGUUCUGAUACCUCAGUUACUGGUGGAACCGCGUUACUUCAUCCUGCCUUACGUCUUCUAUCGCUUGAAUAUCGAGAAACCGCGCGCAUGGCAGAUUUGUCUGGAAUCGUUCACAACGUUGGCGAUCAACCUCGCGCAAUUUCUCCUCUUCGCCAACAAAGUGUUUUACUGGGAGGAUCAGCCAUAUGCCCAACGCAUUUCUUGGUGACCACAAAGAAACAAAAAUGUCAUAAUAAAAGAUUUAUUAUUUUAAUUA
Messenger RNA from Odontomachus brunneus, 1832 nucleotides. RefSeq names its product putative Dol-P-Glc:Glc(2)Man(9)GlcNAc(2)-PP-Dol alpha-1,2-glucosyltransferase (gene Alg10). Gene Ontology annotation, cellular component: endoplasmic reticulum. The record is from RefSeq and is a predicted model, not a curated record. The transcript has 4 exons. Gene Ontology annotation, biological process: dolichol-linked oligosaccharide biosynthetic process; protein N-linked glycosylation. Gene Ontology annotation, molecular function: dolichyl pyrophosphate Glc2Man9GlcNAc2 alpha-1,2-glucosyltransferase activity. Bases 345 to 1784 code for a protein of 479 amino acids. NCBI's taxonomy places the organism in Eukaryota, Metazoa, Arthropoda, Insecta, Hymenoptera, Formicidae.